CCCAAAUAAGGCCUACGAUAGACCAUUGUUACUGUCCUAACUCGUUUAAAACUACAAGUCUCUCAAAAUAUGCAGGUUUCAAUUUGAAUUCGGGAAACUUCUAAACCACGCGCGUACCGAGUAGCUCUGAACACACUCUCUUCUCGCCGAUGGCUAGGGUUCCGGGCAAACAUGGUCGGGAUCAAGCUCUGGAUUUCCAGGGGUUUUUGAAUGACUUGCAGGACUGGGAACUUUCAGUUAAGGAUAAUAAGGAUAAAAAAAUUAAACCUCAAGCUUCUCAUAAGAGAACUAGUGAGGAGACGAGAAAUUUCGAUGGCUUUGAUCGCAUAUCAAGUGGUUUUGGGACUGAAGAUACUGCAGUGGAUGCUACUUCAGAGAAAGAAUUGGGUAAUGAGUACUUUAAGCAGAAGAAGUUUAAGGAAGCUAUUGAUUGCUAUUCGAGAAGCAUAGCCCUGUCACCUACUGCAGUUACCUAUGCAAAUAGAGCUAUGGCUUAUCUUAAAAUCAGAAAAUUUCAAGCAGCUGAAGAUGACUGUACAGAGGCCUUGAAUCUGGAUGACCGCUACAUAAAGGCAUACUCACGCAGAGCAACUGCUAGGAAGGAGUUGGGAAAAUUUAAAAAGUCCAUUGAAGAUUCUGAGUUUGCCUUAAGGUUGGAACCUAAUAACCAGGAAGUCAAGAAGCAGUAUGCUGAUGUUAAAUUGCUGUAUGAGAAAGAGAUUCUUGAGAAGGCAUCUGGGUCGUUAAGAAGCUCUAUUCAGGGAACUCAAAAAGGAGAAAGAUCAGAUUUAAAAGUUGUCGACCAUGGGGGCUAUUCUGCCUCGAGCAGCACUCAGAGGACAGGUGUAUCUACAGGUCAAAAAGACAAGAUUAAGGAGAGUGUUGGAGAGACUCUUGUGAAGAAAUCCCCAUCAGUGCAGGAGAUAAAAGACAAAAGCUCAAGAGCUGGUAUCGAAACAGAAAGUCGAGAAGCUAAUAAUGGUUCCUAUGCUGAUGCAGCUUUGAGUUCUCAGGAGAAGUCUGUCCAGGGACAUGACAGAAUGAGGAAGCAAAAGCUGAAGGCAUCGGUGCAAGAGCUUGCUUCUCGAGCAGCAUCUCGUGCUGUUACUGAAGCUGCAAAAAACAUCAACCCUCCAAAAUCAGCUUAUCAAUUUGAGGUUUCCUGGCGAAGCUUUUCCGGAGAUCGUGCAUUACAGGCUCGCCUCUUAAAGGCCACAUCUCCGAGUGCAUUAGCGCAGAUAUUCCAAAAUUCGUUGUCUGCUCCAGUGCUAAUUGACAUCAUUAAGUGCAUUGCCACUUUUUUCAUCAGUGAUGAUAUGCAUUUGGCUGUCAAGUUUCUAGAGAACUUUCCCCUAGUACCAAGAUUCAACCUACUUAUCAUGUGUCUUUCAGCUGCAGAUAAAGCUGAUCUCCUAAAGAUAUGGAAUGAAGUUUUUUGUAGUGAAGCAACACCAAUUGAGUAUGCAGAGAUUCUUGACGACUUGCGAUCUAAAUACGGCCUCAAGCAGUGAAGGUUCCAUAUUUCAUAGAUCUCAUGUUUUUGGCAUCAAGUAUAUACCCGACUCAAGUGAGGUGAAUCCGCUGCUGGUUUGUUCUCUUGGAAAGCGACUAAGGACCUACGUAAGCUAUCACCAACUUAAAAUCGAUUUGGAUCGAUUUUGAGCAGCGAAUGCACACUGUAUUCCACCAAUUUUCCCCAUUUGAAUUUGCUUUAAAAAAUUAAAAUAGGGAUGUAAAUAGUUUGAGUUGAAAAAAAAAAAAAAUUCACUCGUGUAAUUUAUUCACUUUUUCUUGUUUACUAUUUAUCCUACACCUUCUCUCAUAAAUUUCAUGGACCAUUUUUGAUAGCCA
Molecule: messenger RNA, 1851 nt
Organism: Mercurialis annua (annual mercury)
Lineage: Eukaryota; Viridiplantae; Streptophyta; Magnoliopsida; Malpighiales; Euphorbiaceae
Exons: 14
Coding region: 150-1511 (453 amino acids)
Molecular function (GO): protein binding
Source: RefSeq, a predicted model, not a curated record